ACAACAUAACCUUCAGUAAUUGUUGAUGUUUUUGCAAAGAAAUAAAUAAAGGAGUUUUUAGGAGAUGAAGGCAAUUGUUCAGAGGGUAACUUCAGCUUCUGUGACAGUGGAUCAGGAAGUAAUUAGUGCAAUUGGGAGAGGAUUGUGUGUUCUGGUUGGGAUUUGUAAGGAUGAUACAGCAAAAGAUGUUGAGUACAUAGUGAGGAAACUGCUAAAUAUUCGAUUAUUUGAGGAUACCUCCGGAAAGCGCUGGUCAAAGAGUGUUUUGGAUGAACAAUUGGAGAUUCUCUGUGUGAGCCAAUUCACACUUUAUCACCGUCUGAAAGGCAACAAACCAGACUUCCACUUGGCUAUGCAAGGUACUGAAGCCCAAGACCUAUACAACACCUUCCUCCGGCAACUGGGCCAGAAGUACCAUCCGGACAAAAUUAGAGACGGAAAGUUUGGGGCCUACAUGCAGGUUCAUAUUCAAAACGACGGACCUGUGACCUUAGAAUUGGAUUCAGGAGCCAGCAAAAAUGACAAAACUGAAGAGAUUAAUAAGGAGGAUAAUCCAUAAAAUUAGAUAAUUCAUAUCUUUG
This is a messenger RNA of Phlebotomus papatasi, 581 nucleotides long. RefSeq names its product D-aminoacyl-tRNA deacylase (gene Dtd). Gene Ontology annotation, cellular component: cytoplasm. Bases 65 to 559 code for a protein of 164 amino acids. The transcript has 3 exons. Gene Ontology annotation, biological process: tRNA metabolic process. Gene Ontology annotation, molecular function: D-tyrosyl-tRNA(Tyr) deacylase activity. Lineage: Eukaryota; Metazoa; Arthropoda; Insecta; Diptera; Psychodidae. The record is from RefSeq and is a predicted model, not a curated record.